AUGGAAAGUGAUAAAGUUGGAGCCCUGGAAGAACUGAAAAUGAAGCUGCAUAAUCAAGAAGAGAUAAAUGAAGGCAACACUAAUGAAAGUCCAUUACAGGUUCUGUCCAGCAAUGCCUCUCUCCCAGUUCCAGAGCUCUCAGAACCAGCCCAGGCUCAGGAGGAGGACUUGGCCCCAAAGAUCACAAACAUGCCUGAGAUACCUGAAAUGCCACAACCCAGGCAGGAGGCAGACAUUCCACAGCUCACAGAUGCAGCCAAGCCAGAGGAAGGUGUCACCCCGAGGUCCUCAGAACAAACUAUCAAGCCCCUGGAAGGAGACACUCUGAAACCCUCAGAACAGACAAUUGAGUCCCUGGAAGGUGAUACCCCAAAGCCCUCAGAAGAAACAACUAAACCAGUGGAAAGUGACAAAGUGAAAGUGAUCCAGAGCAAGGAGGACUUUGAGGCUGUGCUUAAAGAGGCAGGGGAGAAACUGGUGGUGGUAGACUUCUCAGCAACAUGGUGUGGGCCCUGCAAAAUAAUCAAGCCACUAUAUUAUGCCCUGUCUUACAAGUAUGAUGAUGUGGUGUUCCUUGAAGUGGAUGCUGAUGAGUGUGAGGAGCUGAUUAAAGAUUGUGGGAUCAUGUGCAUACCAACCUUUCAGUUUUACAGAAAAGAGGGAAAGGUGGGUGAAUUUUGUGGUGCCCUUAAGGAAAAACUGGAAGCAAUCAUUACAGAAUUAAAGUAA
Orycteropus afer afer is the source of this 729-nucleotide messenger RNA. It is a transcript of the gene TXNDC2, whose product is annotated as thioredoxin domain containing 2. The transcript has 2 exons. The record is from RefSeq and is a predicted model, not a curated record. Bases 1 to 729 code for a protein of 242 amino acids. NCBI's taxonomy places the organism in Eukaryota, Metazoa, Chordata, Mammalia, Tubulidentata, Orycteropodidae.